Messenger RNA from Meloidogyne enterolobii, 383 nucleotides. The record is from the annotation of a GenBank genome assembly. NCBI's taxonomy places the organism in Eukaryota, Metazoa, Nematoda, Chromadorea, Rhabditida, Meloidogynidae.
AUGCUGUGUGGAGAAAUAGCUGUAGUCUAUUGUUGGGUUGAAAUCGUUCAGAGUCCGUUUGAUUCCUUCAUUUGCAGUGAGCGGUCCGUAUUGGCAGUGGUUGGUCUCUGUCAUCCUGAGACACUCUUCUUUCGAAAUCGGGAGUGUCUCGCUGGUGGUCACAUUCCUUCCUUCCCCGAUUAAGUUUUCCCAGUACUCUACCUUCUGUCUUAUAAUGACACACCUACUUGCCUUGACUUCCCUGGCUUCCAUAUUUACCCGAUACACUUGCAGUCUUAAUUUGACCUUGGUACCCGGUAACCACUCUGAACAAGACAUACCUCGGUGUUGUAAGUCGAUCACUCUUGCGGGGGCCACCUCAUUGCACAUCAUUGCCGACUGCC